AUGAUCGACGAAAAAUCGACGCUCCCGCUCAGCUCGCCGCAGGCCCCGGCCCCGCGCCGUCCCAGCAGGGUAUGGAAGCUGGUGCAGUGGGUGUCGUGGGCAUUCAUUCUCUACCAACUCUACGCCACCUACCUGCGCGGCCCGGCGAUCAGCUCGUUUGCUCCCCGCGUGCUCGAGGCGCCGGAUAGCGCCGACGGCAUCUGCCCGCAGGUCGAGGAGUAUGACCCGAAGGAUGCGCUGAACGGCCUCGAGAUCAAGCGCACGUCGGUGCACAAGGCCGUGCAGCGCAUCAGCGAGGCGGUCCAGAUCGACACGACCGUUGGUGACAUGUGGCCCGAUCCCGAGGACGACCCCAACCCCUGGAAGGUCUUUACGCCCUUUGCUGAGUGGCUCGAAAAGGCCUUCCCAGAGGUGCAUGCCCAGCACAGCCCGGUGAAGCGCGAGGUCGUCCACGACCACGGCCUGCUCUACACCUGGAAGGGCUCGGACGAGAAGCUCAAGCCCCUGCUUAUCACCGCGCACCAGGACGUGGUGCCGGUCGACGGAUCGACGCUCGACGACUGGUUCUACCCGCCGUUCUCGGGCGAGAUCGACCUGAAGAACCAGACUGUGUGGGGCCGCGGCGCCCUCGACUGCAAGCUGUGGCUCUUGAGCUCGAUCACCGCCGUCGAGUCACUGCUCAAGAGCGGCUGGACUCCGCGCCGCACUAUCCUCCUCAGCUACGGCUUUGACGAAGAGGCGAGCGGCAACCAGGGCGCCAAGCAGCUCGGCGAGCACCUCUACAAAGAGUAUGGCCCAGACAGCGUCGCGAUGCUCGUCGACGAGGGCACGCCGGUCAUGUCGACCUCGGACGCCGAGUCGUUCGGCGCGCCGAUCGCCGCGCCGGCAGUGACGGAGAAGGGCUCGCUGAACGUCUUUGUCGAGGUGCGCAGCAAGGGCGGCCACUCGUCGAUGCCGCCGCCGCACACCUCGAUCGGCUUCCUGAGCAAGGUCCUGACGCACCUCGAGGAGAACCCGUUCCCGGACAAGAUCCUGGAAAAGUCCAAGCCGCAGAUCGCGCUCCUGCAGUGCAUGCGCGACGCACCCAACAUGCCCCCGAAGCUGCGCGAGGCGCUGCUGGCGCUCGAGUACUCGGAGCGCUCGCUCGACGCCGGUUUCUUGCGCGCCAAGGGCUCUGCUCUGCCGAUGCGCGAGUACCUCUUCCAGCGCUACGCACCCCGCACGCUCAAGGAGAACCGUCUGACGGAUGCGCGCCAAAAGGUGCUCGACCAGCUCGACUUUGCGACUAAGUCGAUGCUCAAGACGACCCAAGCCCUCGACCUGGUCCGCGGCGGUGUCAAGAUGAACGCGCUGCCGGAAUCGGCCAACGCGUACAUCAACCACCGCAUCGCGACCUACUCCAACAUUGCCGAGACCGAGCAGCACUACAAGGACCUCCUCGUGCCGCUCGCCAAGGAGCUCGGCCUGUCGCUCCAGGCAUUCGGCGAGGAGCUCGUGCCGCGCACGGACAAGACCCUCGGUGCGCUCGUGCUCGAUCGCAGCUACUGGACCAUUGACACGGUGGAUGCGUCGCCGUUUGAGGGCAAGGAGGCCGGCCCGUGGCGCCUGCUUUCGCGUGUCAUCCGCCAGACGUGGCACCUCGACGAGCCCCGCCACGAGCUGCACCACGGCAAGGAGCAGGCCGCUCGCUCGCAAAAGUACAAGCAGCCCGUGCGUGUCAGCCCCUACACCAUGUUUGCCAACACGGACACGCACUGGUACAAGCGCCUCACGUCCAACAUCUUCCGCUUCGGCUCGCUCUCGGUGCACACGGACCUCACGGGCCUGCCCAUGUUCCACUCGAUGCACACGGUCAACGAGCACGCUUCGAUCGAUGCCGUGGUCAAGUCGAUCGACUUUUACACGAACCUGAUCGUCGCGGUGGACCACGAGGAUGUGAACAAAGUCUAA
This is a messenger RNA of Malassezia japonica, 1950 nucleotides long. Its product is annotated as Gly-Xaa carboxypeptidase. The transcript has a single exon. The record is from RefSeq and is a predicted model, not a curated record. Gene Ontology annotation, cellular component: fungal-type vacuole lumen. Bases 1 to 1950 code for a protein of 649 amino acids. Gene Ontology annotation, molecular function: carboxypeptidase activity. NCBI's taxonomy places the organism in Eukaryota, Fungi, Basidiomycota, Malasseziomycetes, Malasseziales, Malasseziaceae.